Molecule: messenger RNA, 1386 nt
Organism: Dothidotthia symphoricarpi CBS 119687
Lineage: Eukaryota; Fungi; Ascomycota; Dothideomycetes; Pleosporales; Dothidotthiaceae
Exons: 2
Coding region: 1-1041 (346 amino acids)
Source: RefSeq, a predicted model, not a curated record
AUGGUCGGCGUCGGUUUGCGGAUGGUGCCCAGGGCUGACGCCCGGAAAACCCCUCGGGCGAGAGUGGAGUGGGGAGUGCGGGAGUGCUGGGGUAGCAGCGAGAUGACGACGGAGGAGGGCGGGUGUGAAUUGAGGUUGCAGACGAGCCUCAUUGGGAGCGUGAAGAGCAAAAAGGAAGCUGUGACGCGCCACAUCGGCGAACUGGCUGCAAAUACACCCACCGGCCGGUGGAGCUCGAGAUCAGAGGCCAGGCCGUGCUGUUCCUACAGAUCUUUCGAUUUCCGAAAGGGUCAUGGCGGGGCCAGCGAUGUGCAAGCCACAGUUACAGAUCGUCCAUGGUGGAUCUGCAUCUGCAUCUGCCAUUGCUGGGCGCACGAAGGAUUGCUGCAGGGCUGCAUUGCGUCCGUGGGCGUCGGCGGGGACUGGUUUACAACAUGUGGACUGGUGUGGGCCGGCCUGCAAGACCACAACACGGCUCUGCUCUGCUCUAUGCGCAGGAGUCGUCGACUGCGCCUCACGCGGCUCCACGGCGGCCAAAUGUCGCCAUGCUGCUGGGCCAGGAGAAGGCUCCCCCUCCCCCAGAUGGACGACACUCCAGCUUGGGCCGAGUCGCGACGGGCUGCAGGGCCUCAGCGAGCCCGAGUCCGACAGGUCGCAGCCAGCAGCAGUGGCUUGUCGACUUGGUCGCAAGGGUGUUUCAUGCUUGCAGAACGUCGGAUGGCCUCCGAACCUCUGCGGCGUUAUUGCACAGUCGUCGUCGCUGCGUUAGAGACGGACGACGUGCUGCGCAGAAGAUGGCCAGAGAGCUCAGGGGUCAGCAUCUCGUCUCAAUCAGGACCUCUCAUCUCUGAUGCAGGAUCCCGCAGACGACGACAGGGAUUUUACGCGUGGCUGAUCGCCAUGAAUCCUACAGCCUCACUCGGCUCUCCCGCAUUGGACGGCGCUCCCUUCCGUAUCGCAGUGACGCAAUGUGGUAGUUCCUCGUCCACACAUCUUGACGACGCUUCACAAUCCAUCUCGUUUUGUCAUCCAUUCUGCUAGACGGAGAGAACCAGGUUUACAAUGAGGCCGGAUCCCCCUUCCAGGCGAUCUGAGUGGUCCCUGCCUGGAACAGCAGAUCACGCUUAAGUUGGCUUCCUCCAUCUCCACAUAGCAGCACUUGGAUCAUGCUGACGACAUUCACCACUCGCUCGGCAGCCUCACAAACUACCGACCGCCUUCUUGCUCGCCUCAUCCGCCGCCCAUGCGUGAAGGUCUGCACACGUGCAUGACAGGGCUUCGGCCUACUGUAACCCUCAGGAAAGCUUCCGCUGGUGUGCUGCAGCAACAGGCGAUCGCGAAAUGAAACCAGCGUCGUCUCAAUCACCCGCCAUAGGGAAACUACAC